This is a messenger RNA of Symbiodinium natans, 1368 nucleotides long. The record is from the annotation of a GenBank genome assembly. NCBI's taxonomy places the organism in Eukaryota, Dinophyceae, Suessiales, Symbiodiniaceae.
AUGGCGGUGGACGUCAUGGAUCCAUGCGACACCUCCCUGGUGGGCAAGGGCUUCUUCAAUGCCACCUCCAACUUUCGGAACAUGGUCCGCUCGAUGCCUACCAUCUUCAACCCUUCGGCGGUGGGAGCCAUCCAAGCUGCCAUCGAAUGCUUCCCGCCAAAGAUCCUCGCUGGCCGAGCGAAUUCGUACUUGCGGCCGCUGUCCAUCGAGAGAUGUGUUAAUCGCACUGGCUACAAAGACUUUGCCGGCGUGUUCUAUCCACAUGUUUGGCGGAAGAUCAGCGCCGUGCGACGCGCACGCCUGAAGAAGUGCCGCCCUCUGGGGCAUAUGCUGACGGCGCUGAACUGCCUCGGCUAUGACCUCGAGGUCUCCUUGGCCUUGAUCCGCGAAGGCCGGAUGAAGACCGACUAUGAUGGACUGGUCCAGAUGAUGGGCAGACCUCUGAAGCGCUGGGUGGCAAAGUGGCCCAAUGAGUCCUCUCUCGUUGUCUUGACCAGUGGCUCGGGACGGCUGUUCCACCCUGCUCUUCAGGGCCAACACGCUCGGAAAGCGACCCUUGUGACCUACGCUGGGUCGUCGGAGUGGCUGACAUCGAACUUCGCCUUCCACUUCACCUUGGGCAUCGCUCGCGAGCUGAAUGUCUCAAGGAGGGGCCCGACCUCCCACUGCGGUGCGGGCUACCCCAAGGAGAGUCGGGCGCUGGGAAGAAUGUAUUACUACUACCCCGACAUUUGGAAGAAUGAUGUCACAAUCCAGUACCCUUGCUCCUACGAUUCGAAGAAGCACUGGCGGGGACCUCACGGUCGCUCGUGGCUCGCUUCCUUUGUCGGGUCCCCGACGCACUGCUCCAGGCAAGAUCUGCUGGAGCGUUGGCAGGGCAGGGAGGGCUCCAGGAUCAAGGUGAUCCCGACGGUCUACACCGAGGGCCUCUACUCGGAGAUCCUCCAGAAGAGCCGCUACUGUCUGGUCUUGGAUGGCCACUAUCCGUGGACGAUCCGCUACCUCGACGUCCUUCAGCACGGAUGCGUGCCAGUGGUGGUGUCGCUGUCUUGGCACCCGCCACUCCACCGAUUGCUCGACUGGCAGAGCGCCAUCGACGGUCGAGGGUUUCCAACCAUCCUGCUACAUCCUGACCUGGUGCCUUCGUUGGAUGUCAUUCUGGCUGCCAUCGAUGAGGGUCUUUGGCUGCGAAUGCAGGAUGCCACCUUGAACCUGGCACGGCUCCUUGACCCCCGGUGCCUUUGCAUGCUGUUGGGCUGCUGUUGGGGCUGCCGAAUGGCUGGGGUCCGCCUGUACUCCUGGACUCCCAAUGCCAUCCUGGCUGAGAUCUUUCUAUCCAUUCUCUCGCGGUCAUCUUCAACGUCAUAG